AUGUCCGUGUCGUCCCUGCUGAGAACAAGCUGUAGGAGGGCGUUCGGUGUGAUCGGUGGGGGGCGCAGAUCGGUCUCCGACUUACUUUCUGGAGUUCACGUUGUUCCGCGACGGUCCAUUAUAGAUCUGUCAUACUCCACACACUUCAUGGAUUUUAAAGGAUCCUCGAUACCCAGCUCUAUGCAAAAGCUGACCGUGACGAGGCUAAGUCAACAUUUCAAAGAGGCCGUCUGUCUGAACACAGUUCCAGUCCCGACGCCAGGCGAUGGGGAUUUGCUGGUUCGAAAUCGUUUCGUAGGAAUCAACGCCUCGGACAUCAACUACUCGGCCGGGCGCUACGACCCCUCGCUGAAGCCCCCCUUCGACUGUGGCUUCGAGGGGGUGGGCGAGGUGGUGGGCCUGGGUCUCAGCGCCAGCGCCCGCCACACCAUCGGGGAGACGGUGGCCUACUUCAGCGACGGCGCCUUCGCCGAGUACACCGUGGUGCCGGCCAAGAAAGCCAUGGCCGUGCCCUCGGCGAAGCCAGAGUUCCUCACCCUGCUAGUGAGCGGGGCCACGGCCUACAUUGCCCUGAAGCGCCUGGGGGAGCUGACGGAGGGCGAGACGGUGCUGGUCACCGCCGCCGCUGGCGGGACGGGGCAGUUCGCGGUGCAGUUCGCCAAGCGGGCGGGCUGCCACGUGGUCGGGACCUGCUCCACGGACGAGAAGGCGGGCUUCCUGAAGAGCAUCGGCUGUGACCGGGCGGUGAACUACGCGGCUGAGGACCUGGGCCAGGUGCUGCGGCAGGAGUACCCCAAAGGGGUGGACGUGGUGUACGAGUCGGUGGGCGGCGGCGUCUUUGACCUGGCCGUCAACUCGCUGGCCACCGGGGGCCGGCUGAUCGUGAUCGGGUUCAUCUCGGGGUACCAGUCGGCGUCGGGCGUGGCCACGGUGAAGGGGGGCACCCUGCCCAUCAAGCUGCUGCAGAAGUCGGCCAGCGUGCGCGGCUUCUUCCUGCCCCACUUCCUCCGCGACUACCAGGAGGCCCUGGGCAGCAUGAUGCAGAUGGUGGCACAGGGGACGCUGGUGUGCGAGGUGGACUGCGGAGACCAGGCGCAGGAGGGGAGGUUCGUGGGCCUGGAGUCCGUCUUCAGGGCGGUGGAUCACUUGUACGCCGGGAAGAACCUGGGGAAGAUCGUGGUGGAGGUGGCCCCGGCCCCGUUCGCCAGCAGUAAGUUGUGAUGCUCCACCCUGGCGAGCGAUAAUGAUAAGCGGCGCGUUAGCGGGGCUCCCACUGCACCCAGCCCAGUGUGAAGCUCUGAAGUCAUAAAUUAAUAUUCUAUCAUCUUUGAGGACAUAAAAAGCUUGGAUGUUGAUUGCACUGUAAUUCCUGAAAGAUAAACAGAUAAUUUAUUUUUUUUGAUGAUUAUUUGUAUAAAUUCAAUAAAGUUAAUGAUAUUUUGAA
This is a messenger RNA of Gadus morhua (Atlantic cod), 1444 nucleotides long. Its product is annotated as prostaglandin reductase 3. Bases 1 to 1221 code for a protein of 406 amino acids. Lineage: Eukaryota; Metazoa; Chordata; Actinopteri; Gadiformes; Gadidae. Gene Ontology annotation, cellular component: mitochondrion. Gene Ontology annotation, molecular function: zinc ion binding; 15-oxoprostaglandin 13-reductase [NAD(P)+] activity. The transcript is spliced from 2 exons. The record is from RefSeq and is a predicted model, not a curated record.